Cuculus canorus (common cuckoo) is the source of this 3831-nucleotide messenger RNA. RefSeq names its product transport and golgi organization 6 homolog (gene TANGO6). Bases 1 to 3225 code for a protein of 1074 amino acids. The record is from RefSeq and is a predicted model, not a curated record. Lineage: Eukaryota; Metazoa; Chordata; Aves; Cuculiformes; Cuculidae. Gene Ontology annotation, biological process: protein secretion. The transcript has 17 exons.
AUGGCGGCGCUGCGGCGCGCUCCGCCCCUUCCCGUCGGCCCCAAGAUGGCGGGCGGUGCGGAGCGGUUGCCGGAGCCGGAGCUGGAGCGCGUGUUGGAGGCUCUGGAACUGCUGCUGCAGUCGCCUCCCGGCGAGGCCUCCGCGGAGCCCGCCCUUCACCCGGACACGCUGCUCAGCAACGCGACGGCGCUGGAGGAGCGGCUGCGCGGGGCUCCGGGCUGGGCGGCGCUGCGGGGGCUGCGGGAGGCCGUGCUGCGCCGCUUCCCCGCGCUGUGCCCGGGCGCGGCGGAGCCGGCGUGGGCGGCGGCGAGCGAGCUGCUGGCGCUGCUGCUGUGCCUCAAGCACCGCCUGGCCGCCGUGGCCGCCUCCCCCAGCUCCGUGCCGCCGCCGGGCCCCGCAGCGCUGAGCCUGGCGCAGGGGCGGGCGGUGCGGCGGGCGCUGGGCGCGGCCGCGGGGCUGGGGCUGGCGCCGCUGCUGCCGCCGGGCCUGGGGCGCCGCCCCGCGGGGCUCCCCCGGCCCGCCGCGCCCCCCGCCGCCCGCGGGGCCCGGCUCCGCGCCGCCGCCGCCGCCCUGGCCGAGCUGGCCGCGCUGCCCGAGCUCGGCACCCCGCUGCUCGCCCGCCACCUCGGGCUGCUGCUCGCCAGCCUCGCCCUGCUGGGGCACGGGCCCGCCGAGCACACGCAGGGUGUUUCGGAAGCAGAGCGAGCGCAGUGCCGGGAAGCCCUGCAGGAUAUCCUGGAUCGUGUCUACCAGCCGCUGGCAGUGCAGGAGCUGCUCAUCCUGCAGGGCCGGCCCAAGCAGAGUCCUCCUCCCUCUCCUGGGGGAGAAACAAAGCCAGCCCUUGUGCGGACCCCGGCGUGGCUGCGGCGCCUUUGUGGGCAGCUGCUCUCCGAGAGGCUGCUGAGACCCAACGGCGUUCAGGCUGUGGUUCGGGGCAUCAUGGAGGGAACAGGCGCAGGUGGUGCCGGUGCUGAAGCAGCAGCUGUGGACUGGAGAAAAUGUGAUGCAGUUGCAAAGGUCCUGGCUUCCUGCCCACAGCAAUGCCUUUCCCUCGAGGACUAUUAUGGACUGGUAUGCCCCCAGAUUCUGGGCUUGCUGCACAUCCAGGACAAACAGACAGCGCGCCAGUUCCAGCGAGUGGCCACCACCACGCUGCUCACCAUGGCGAAAGAGCACCCUCAGCUGGCAGAGAAGCACCUGCUUCAGCCCCUGUUGGCACCACUCCUGCGGUGCUCGGAGACAGCAGAGCUAGCAGUGGAAGACUUAUCAGCAGGGACCGUACUGGUAACAGAGGCAGAGCUUGGCAGCUGUGUGGAAGAUGUUCUCAAGGUGUAUGUGGUUGGAAAUGACAGCUCGAGCCUGCUGCUGGGAUCCUUACAGUCAGUCCUGGGAGUGGUUUUUUCCCUCUAUUCCUUCGCCAAGCAGAAUGUGUCAUACUUACGUUCCCCGUGCCAGGAGAUCCUGCUGUGGUUCUUGGAGAAGUCGGAGCGGGAGGUGUCGCUGGCUGUGCUGGAAGGCUUCGUGGGGCUGAACAGCAGCGUUCACACGCUCCACCCGCAGUGCCAGUUCCGUGCGGGUAGUGAGGGUGGUGCCGUCUUUGCAGUGGAGGAGACCAGCAGUGAUGAAGAUGAGGCCCUAUACCAGAAGGUUUCCUCCGAGCAGUGCCAUGUGGAGAACUUGGUGGAGCUCUUGUCUCACUGCCAGAAGAGUGGUCUAGCUGGAGACUUCUUCAUCCGCUGCCUGAAGGCACUGACUCGCGUGGCUGCAGACGAUGAGACAGAUUUGAACUCAGCUGUAGUGCCUGGAGGGAGUUUCCUGGAGCUGGAGCAGUACCACACCAGGCAGAAAAAGAAGCUUCUGGUCCUGCAGCUCGUGGCCACACUAUGUGAGAACAUCUCGGACACCAUUUUCACAGACGUUGCUCAGGUGGAGGAGUUUGUGGCAGCCACACUGCAGCGGGCCUGCGUCAGCCCGGCACGGGGCCCCGGCGCAGCGGCAGAGGCACAGACCCUCGCCAUGGCCAUGGGGCUAGUGGCUGCCAUGCUCGGCGGAGCCGUCCAGCUGCAAUCCAGCGACUUCGCCGUGCUGAAGCGGCUGGUGCCGUUGCUGGAGGAGCUCUCCCGCACCUACCCUGAGCCGCUCACCCAGGAGCUGGCUACGGACCUGCGCAUCGCCAUCUGCACCCACGGGGCCUUCUCUGCUGGGACGGUGGGCGCCGCUGCUGGCGGUGUGCUGGGGAAGAAGCCAGGGACAGGAGCCCAGGGCCCUGCUGGUGUCCCUGACAGAGCCCAGUGCCCAGAGGCUGGCCGGGCACCACCAAGGCACGGCCGCAGCAACCCCUCAGCUCCCAGGGAGAGGAGCGAAGAGCUGAGCACGUGCCACAAGCCUGAUGCUACGGGUCCUGCUCCAGCCCCGUGUGCUGACAGCCCAGCUCCAGCUGAGCUCCAGGAGCUCCUGCUAUCAGCCUAUGACCCCCAGCCCCCAAGCCGGGCAGCUGCCCUGCGCUGCCUCGCCAACCUGAUCAUGCAGCGGGAUCCAGAGGCACUUCGGCUUCAGGAGAAACUCCUGCAGGUGUUCCUGGAGAAUGUGCAGCACGAGGACGCUUUUGUCUACCUCUCAGCCAUCCAAGGCAUUGCCUUGCUCUCCAGCGAGUACCCAGAGCAGAUCCUGCCUGUCCUGCUGGCACGGUACAGGUGCCCGGGACAGGGCACAGAAGACGCUGCAGCUGCCAUCACCAGGAUGAAGCUGGGCGAGGUGCUGAUGCGCGUCACCCGGGCGCUGGGGGACAUGGUGUUCAAGCACCGCGAGCCGCUGAUCCAGGCCUUCCUGCAGGGCGCACGUGAUCCUGACAGCGCGCUGCGGGCCAGCAGCCUCUCCAACCUGGGCGAGCUCUGCCAGCACCUUGGCUUUCAGCUGGGCUCCAUCAUCCAGGAGGUCACCUCCUGCUUGACGGCCAUAACCAAGACAGACCCCAAGGCAGAGGUGCGAAGAGCGGCUGUGCACGUGGUGGUGGUGCUGCUGCGGGGGCUCAGUGAGAAGGCCACCGAGGUGCUGCGGGACGUCCUGCGGGACCUCUACCGUCUGCUGAAGCACGUAGUGGUGGCCGAGCCCGACGGCGCAACGGUGCUACACGCCCAGCUGGCGCUGGAGGAGCUGGACAUGGUGAUGAGGAGGGUCCUCUUCCCCCAGCAGAUCCUGGAGAAGAAGAUCGUGGUGCUGCCGUAGCAGCAGGGCCGCAGAAAUGAACUCUGGCUGUUCCAGCAUUGAGGCCAAGCUGCUCCCCGAGGAGGAGGGUUCCCUGUGCCCCUGGGGUGCUGCCAGCGGGUGCCAGCUGGGGAGGAAACUGCAGGCUGGGACUGGGUGGGGAUUAAACAGAAACGUGCUCAGCCCUGCACCCAUGACAUCUCUGGAAGUUGCGAGAAGCCCCUGGGUGCCAUUGUAGCCAUGUCCUGGUUCGUGACUGACUCGUGCUCACCCUCGCACCCUCGGGAUAGUGGCAGGAAGAUGGGUCCUUGGAGAGCCCCUGGAUCCCGUGGGAGGGUGAGCAUCAGCCCCCAGGCCUGGGGUUGGGGGAGCAGCCGAUGCGGCCGGUGCCUCGCGCUCCUGUGCGGCCAAACAGCACCGGGUGCCACGGCUGCCCCUGAGGGGAGCUGGGAUGUGGGGAGCUCUGCUGUUCGGCCCCCUGGUGUGGGCAGCUGUGCACCCCAGGGGCUGGCAGGCAGCUGAGUGCUGCUGCACGGCCCUGCCUGGCCCCCCUUGGGCACCACGCUCACAGCGUGGGGCUACUCGGGGGGGUCCUGGGAGUCCUGGAGGGUCCUGGAACUGCCAAGC